AAUUUUCAGCCAAUGCGGGGAAAACAGAAAUGUUUUUGUUUUGUUUUGUUUUACGGGUACAUUAUGAUAUAUCGUUUAACAUGAUAUACUACCUAAAUUUAAAAUGUUCCUGUUUCAUUUACAAAAAAAAAAUAAAGCUUUUAAAAUUCUAAUUUUGCAGAUCUACGGUGAAUAACGGCUUUUCCAAAACAUGAACCCUACAUCGUCACGCUAAGGAAGAGUUUCACUGUUCCUCACUUGUGUGUCGUCAUCGGCUGAUGUAGUUACUUCAUCUCACGUGACAACAACGACGGCGAACUUCUGCUCCUGUUUCACCUUAACUGUUUGCCAAGCCAGUGUUUUAUAGGUAGGUGUGGAGAUUAUGAACGGCAGUGUCACAUGGCUGUGACCGACGGCCCUCCAGUCACAAGACGAAAACACGCGAGCUUGUCUCUGAAGAGGAAGACAAGUGGGAUACGGACUCUGGAUUUAUGACUCAUAGGACCGAACCAGACAUGAGGUGGUGGGCUGACAGAAAUGAUUUGGCAGAUAUGUCCAUUCACAGCUUUGAAGUGUACAGCCGUGGUGAGCCUCUGCCUGUCCCAGGAUUCAUAGGAAGGGAUGGGGAUGUGCAGAGAUUCCCAGCCAGGUCUCAGCAGCAAACAAGAUACGAGGAAACGCAGGAAGAGCGUGAUGUAGAGGAGGAGGAGGAGGAGGAGGUGGUCUGCUACGUACAGUAUGAUGAGAUGGAACAGGUGCCUGGCCCAGCAGCUCAAUCAGACACUUUCCAGUCCCACUCCUCUGACAGCUGUAGCAUCCACACUUGCAGGUCAAGGGCCCCCAUGUCCAGCAGUUACCAGUCUGUAGAAGAAGACCUGAAGGCCAUGCUGCAGGUCCCUCCCCAGGCUUUCCUAACAGAAGAUAAUGAUACAGCAUUGCAGAAUACUACUCGCCCUGAAGUCCAGCACAUUCUGGAGCACUACAGCACAACGCACAAAGAGAGAAAUUACAGUAGGACUUGCCUCGAUUGCUCGUCCAACUUCAAGUCUAACGCAACAGUGAAGCUGGAAAAGUUUUUUAACAGAAAGCUCAAGGCAGCAAGCCACUCCCCAGACCCAGCCAACAGCUACGACAAUGAGACAGGUUUGUAUGAGAAUGUGGACAAAGCCUUUGAAGACAAGUCUGCACCUUAUUGUCCUCCUGCUCAUUCCUCUUGUUCUCUCAAACAGAAAGCCAGUCGUUGCUUUCCGGUAGCCCCCAACAACCUGGCUCGCUCCCCCUCCCUGGAAAGGAUCCGCAUGAUGAUGGACAGGACUCAGCAUGUGCAGCAUCUGCAGGCGCAGUUUGAGAAGCAGAUACAGACCAGCAAGCGCCAGCAGGAACGGGAGCAGAGGCACAUUGUGUCCAGGGAGAAAGGGAAGCAAAUGGCCCUCAAUUCGAGAGUAAAGGACAAGAGCAAAGCAAAGGGUAAGAGGUCAGGGGAGAGGAGAUACUGUCGAGAGCAGGACGUCCCGAGGGAAUGGACAGCAGAGGUUCAAGGAAGAAGGAAGGUCUGGAAGAGUGAGCAGCUGGAGUUACCUGUCGAUGCCCAGCAUGAAAGGAGCAAUGCCAGGACUGGACCCCAGGAGAAGCACAUGGAGGUCUGUAAGGCCUGUAACCUGGCAGAGCAUUUGGGCAGCUUUUCCAGAAAGUGGUGUAUCGAUGAUCGACACCAGCGGAAGGCAGAGAAAGGCAAGAGGAGCAUGAAGAGGUCUAAAGAGAAGGACCUUCAGGUGCAGAGGUGGAUGGAGAAGUGUGCCAGCGAGGAUUCAAGAAGGAACAGGUCAUCCAAUAAGUACACAAGUUGUCACAAGGGCCUGAAGCAGGCAUGUGCAUGUGAAACCUGCCACACCCUAGACAAGAAGAGGGGGCGAUCACGAGAGGCACCGAGGAAGAGUUAUCAGAACCUAAGGGAAAGCCAGGAGGAGUAUGGAUACCAACACUACAAUUGCCCAAAGGCAAGCAGGAGUUGGAUCAGUGUGAUUCCUCAGGCUGAGAGAGACUCCCAAUAUCGAGAGAACAUGCCCAAGGAUGCUAGCUGCAGUGAACUUGAUCUACAGGAUAUUCCAGAAGGUGUGUGCUUUUGCAGUAACUGCAAAAAGGGCCAGCAAGGCUCCCAUUCCCUGCACCAACACCAGCACCAGCCCAGGCAUUACCGAUACCACCCACACACCACUACUCCAAUGAGCAGGGGGCGGUCCGGGGUCCAGCUGAGUGUGCCGCAGCCUGUGACCUCUUUGCAGUGGCUCACCCAGAAGAUAAGUGCGACGGACCAGGUGAAGGAGAUCACAGGUGUGUUUGAGAGGAGGGCAGUGAGGGAUGCAGAGCCGAUAGAAAGAGAGCGGCUCACCGACCUCUUCAAGAUGAUCGAACUAAACAGGGGUAGAUGGGAUGAGGAUAGGAGAUCCAAUCAGACCCAGCAGAGGGUUAGAGAGGAGCAGCAAAGGUACAAGGAGAAGCCCAAAGCCCAUCAGCAUGUGUGCCAUAGAGACAGAAGAAAUGACAACAUAGCCAGGCUUCAGGAAGGAACCUGCUACAGCCAUACUCCUAAUCAAAGGCACAGAGGAAACUGCAUCUCCCUGACCAAAACAAAUCUCUUUAUAUAUUAGAGCAUGACAUUUGUGUGGAUUUUAUACUUCAGAAAUGUGUCCAUUUUGUACCAGAAUUUUGGUACAAACAGAAUAUAACCCUUCUAUAUA
This is a messenger RNA of Acipenser ruthenus (sterlet), 2717 nucleotides long. RefSeq lists its product as uncharacterized. Lineage: Eukaryota; Metazoa; Chordata; Actinopteri; Acipenseriformes; Acipenseridae. The record is from RefSeq and is a predicted model, not a curated record. The transcript has 3 exons. Bases 471 to 2627 code for a protein of 718 amino acids.